Molecule: messenger RNA, 1928 nt
Organism: Lonchura striata (white-rumped munia)
Lineage: Eukaryota; Metazoa; Chordata; Aves; Passeriformes; Estrildidae
Gene: CLDN11
Product: claudin 11
Cellular component (GO): membrane; bicellular tight junction
Molecular function (GO): structural molecule activity
Source: RefSeq, a predicted model, not a curated record
CAUUUCGAGCAGUCAGACUGUUGGUUUGCAUUUUGAAAAAUCCCUCCGGCUCGUUUUGCAAGCGCGGCUGGCUGCGACCGCGCAUCUCCCCCUGUGCGCGCCCCGUUCCCCUCGCACGCUGCGGAUGCUCUGGCAGAAGUUGGGGCUCCCCUCUUGCUCCUCCCAGCGCUGUGGGGCUGGAGGCAGCUCUGACCCCUCCCAGGGAGGGAGCUGGGCAGAGGCAGCCGAGUGUUCUCAGCGCAGCCGGACCAGGGACCCGCUCCUGCCCAUCCCCAUCCCUCCCGCUCCUGCAGCCGGGACCUCUCCGGGCUCACCCCCGUGGGCACCGUCCUGUGCUGCUGUCCCCACCAAAGGACCGAGAUGGUGGCCACCUGCCUGCACCUGGCUGGAUUUGUCUGCAGCUUCGUAGGGUGGAUCGGGGUGGUUGUGGCCACGGCCACCAACGACUGGGUGGUGACUUGCGGCUACACCAUUACCACCUGCAGGAAAAUGGAUGAGCUGGGAUCCAAGGGGCUCUGGGCAGACUGUGUCAUGGCAACAGGGCUCUAUCACUGCAAGCCCCUCGUGGACAUCCUCAUACUGCCGGGGUACGUCCAGGCGUGUCGGGCGCUGAUGAUCGCCGCCUCCGUGCUGGGCCUCCCUGCCAUCUUCCUGCUGAUAACGGUGCUGCCCUGCAUCCGCAUGGGCCACGAGCCCGGCGCGGCCAAGUACCGGCGCUCCCAGCUCGGAGGGAUCCUCAUCAUCCUCCUGGCCAUGUGCGGCGUCGUGGCGACCAUCUGGUUCCCGGUGUGCGCCCACCGUGAGACCACCAUCAUGAGCUUCGGCUACUCUCUGUACACGGGCUGGAUCGGCUCUGCCCUCUGCCUCUUCGGGGGCUGUGUCAUCGUGUGCUGCUCGGGAGACGCGCAGACCUUCGGCGAGAACCGCUUCUACUACGGCUCGGGAUCCAGCUCGCCCACCCACGCCAAGAGCGCCCACGUGUAGACGCCCCGGGGACGCCCCACGGCUGCCAUCCGAUGCUUUGGCUGGUGGGUUCGUGCGCCCUGGGUUCGCUUCUGCUGACACAUGCGGCUGUCAGGCUCCCAGGGAGAGAUUUAGAAAAGCAGCACAAAUGUCUGGUAGUCUGAAGCAUUAUUCUCCCCAUCUCUUCCCCCCCUUUCUCUAGAAAGACAGCUCCAGCCAGCCCUACCUCUUGGUCCUCACCGUUUUGUCCCGACCGCCUGCCCCCAGCUUCUUGCAGCCAGGGUGGUUUGGGGUUGUGGGGUGGGGUUUAGGGAUUUUAGUUUGUCUUCUUGCUCCCCUGAUUAUAGGAGAGUUUAAAGCAAUAAAACAGAAAUGAGAGAGACACUUUCCCAUUGUUAGGAGGACUCUGACAGCUUCUCCCCCAUCCUCACUGAUUUCUCCCACUCAAGGUCACGGGUCUGGCACGGCUAGGGAGAGAGGAUAGGGAGAAAGGCUGUCCUCUCCCACAGGGCAAAUGUUUCUCUUUUGGAACAAGAGGAGGGGAUUUUUCUGCCUUUCUCUGUAAAUACUUUUGUAUGAGUCUGAUCAUUUUAGUAACAGUGUUUCCCCUACCCCCACAGUCAUCAGUAUGAAGGAAACAGAACCCAAAGGUCCUAAUGACAUGAUAGAUAACAGUGCCUUUUAAAAUAGUUAUAAAUGACUUUGGGGGCUCUAAUCCCUGCCCUCUGCUUCAGUUUCUUUUUUUUUUUUUCUUUUGUACAGAGCAGUUACUAAAAAGUGUAUUUUUACAUUUUUUUAAACUCCUUUCUUUCUUCCUCUAAGUUUGUGUUCUGUCUUGCCUCGUUAAAACAGCACAUUUUAACAUGCAGUAUAAUGUACCUGUUACAAUACAAUUCUGGUGAGUACUGAUGAUGCCUUUGUACUUUCAAUGAAAUACUGUACAAUAAAUAACAGAGUACCUGCAA